AUGUCGGCAAAUAAAACUGAAGUUGACAAUUAUUCAACAAUAAACGAUGUCGAAUAUCUUACGGUGCCAUCAAUAUUUACUGGUGAAAAUAUUUAUUCAGCGAAUGUUGAUAUUACUAGUGAUACAUUGGCCGAUUUGGAAGAAACUUAUCAACAUUCAUUAUCAAACCAUGAAGUAGAUCAAUUAGUCAAUCAAUUAACUGCAAUAGAUUAUAAGAAGGAUCCUCUCGAUCAGGAAGAUUCAAAUCCAGAACAUAUUCAAAAUCAUCAUAACGUGCAAAUUCGAGAUGAACUGGAUACAACGGCGGAUAAUUUACAAUCACCUACUCCACUUUCAUCAGAUUCUGCUACUGAUCGUGAAAAUUCAUCACCAAGUAUCACUCAAGAAUAUCCAUCUGUUCAAUCUCCUAUUGAGUCACCUACUGUUACUGUUGAAAAUUGGUCUGCCGAUGAAAUAUCUCCAGAACGAUCUGCUGCAAUCGAACAAAUUCAAGAAUUAAUACAAAGACUAGCACCAGAAAAUACGACUUAUACAUAUGAUAUUCCUCAUAGUGAAGUUUUACAAAAUAUUCGUCAGAUUACAACUAUUAUUAUGGAUCCACAUGUGUAUGAUUCUCAAAAUGGUUCACAUAUAGUUCCGAAUGAAUAUGUUACAGCUACAGAACCAACAAUUCGUAUAGGAAAUAAUAAUUUACAGAUGAUUCACAUGGAACCAACAUCUUUUUCAUCAAUAACAAAUCAAUAUCAUGAUUACCAAGUUUUCGACUCGAAUGUUAACAGUGAAUCAUCAUUGAUAACUUACGAACACAAUGAUGUAUCAAAUACACCUCAAUUGAUAAUGGAUGAAAAUGGUGAAUACAUAGAAAUACCUGCAGAAGCAAUCAUCCUACCCUAUGAAUAUAAUUCGACUGCGAGUGAUCUUUAUCAAUCAAAUGUUUUACAUGAAGAAUAUAUUUAUAAUUAA
Messenger RNA from Rotaria sp. Silwood2, 963 nucleotides. NCBI's taxonomy places the organism in Eukaryota, Metazoa, Rotifera, Eurotatoria, Philodinida, Philodinidae. The record is from the annotation of a GenBank genome assembly.